AUGUCGUCGACGCGUUAUUCGCAGCAACCGCUGCAAAUCUACCAAGAUCCAACCUCCUCCUUCGACCGCGCCCCUAUGCCCUCAGGACAAAAAUCGAUUACCAAAAAGCUAUCACCACUUCGCCCUAUAAAGAAUGCUGCGUCGAGGAAGAAUAUCGUUUUCAACCCUCCACACGCUGGACCGAGCAAACAAUCCCCUCUGAAGUCGGCUCAGCAAACCUCCAGUUCCCCUUCCAGGGCUCCAUUCAGCAACAAGUUGAACAUGAUUUCAAUGCCACCUCCUGGGGUGUCCUCAUGCAGUACAGAUUCUAUGGAGAAGAAGCAAAGUUCAACGUCAAACUAUAAGCCCCAAAAGGCUCUGUUCUCGAAUUAUUCGAACAGUGCGUCGUUUGAUCAGGAGAACAACUACCCCCCCUACCCAGUACCAAUAGCACCAUCUCAUGAUAGACUGAAUGCGUCAAACUUCUCCCUGGAAGGAUUGUAUGGACAGAAGCCACCAAAACGCUUGAUGGAUGCCGCCCCGAUUCAUGAAUCUAGACCUUUUAAGAGAACCAAGCUACCCGUUUCGGAAGUUCAAGAGGAGGAUAAUAUGGAGUUUGUGGAAUUGCCUGCCCCGGACUCGUUCCCUCCUCUGGUCGAUGAUGGAUUGAAGCCACCUCACAGCUAUGCUCAGCUGAUUGGAAUGUCUAUAUUGAGAGCACCAAAUCGACGACUUACUUUGGCCCAGAUCUAUAAAUGGAUUUCAGAUACGUACACCUUUUACAGUGCAACAGAUGCCGGAUGGCAGAACAGCAUCCGACAUAACCUCAGUCUCAACAAGGCCUUCAUAAAGCAGGAGAGACCGAAGGAUGACCCAGGAAAGGGCAACUAUUGGGCAAUCCAGCCAGGGAUGGAGCACCAGUUCAUCAAGGAUAAGAUUACUCGCAAGCCACCUGGACCAAAUGAGAAUGUGCCUGUCUUGUCAACCAACCUUUCUCCUGUCAAUCUACCAGAGACUACUCAAUUCAAACCUCCACCACCACCUCCUGUACAAGCACCCGAGCUCCCUCCGCAACAAUCAUACACACUCCCAGAGCCUCAACUUUCUACCAUUGCAGAGCUAUCUUCUGAUGCUACGAUCCCAGGCUCGGACGCUUGCAACACAGAACCAGAAAUCGAAGAUGAGCCCGAGAUCCCGUCGUCACCUUUGAUGCAUUCCUCGCCUCCUGCUGCCGCUAUGCAUUCAUCACCUCCAAUCGCACGCCAUAUACAGAAGAGACAUGAUACACCUCCCCCCGUUCCACGCUUUCCUUCUUCCUCGAGAACCCGAUCGCACAAGCGUAAAUAUGCUUCAAUGGACGAUAGUGGAUACUUUUCGUCCCUUGAUUCAUCUGCUCUACGUCCUCAUCGACUACUCACCUCGGAAGCUGACCGACCUCGGAUAAAGCGUGGUCGUGCCGAGGAGGAAAUCGCUAGACUACGCGGCUCUUCAUACGACAGUCCAACAAAGAACCGAUCACUCUUUGCUCCAGCAUCCUCAUCACCUAUGCGUGUCAGUUCUAAGAACGAGCCUUCGCAAAUGCUUCCACCUCUGACCCCAGCCGUGAAGCUAAAGCCUCCUGUUCGACCUCCACCAUCCGUUUCACCCAAUACCAACCUCCGACUUCAUCGGGAUCGAGUACGGGAAAUGGUCGGUUCCCCACUUCGUGGUAUGACAGUGCUUGAUGAGAACACACCCUGGAGCCCUGCCUUCAAUCUGGACGAACCUUCUACCUCAAUGUUUCAGGACUUUAGUUUGGACUUUGAUAUAUUCACAGACGCUUCUGCAAACCUGCUAGGAAACUAUGGAGCAACUUCACCCGAGAAGAAAUCCGUCAAGCGACCUCGCUUAGACAGAUCAAGAUCAGCCAGCAUGCUUGCGGAUCUGUCGCACAACAACCUCAACAAGAGUAUCACCUCUACUCCCUUGCUGAAGUAUACACCUUCACUAGGGAUUGGAUUCAGCUCUCCUCUCAAAGGUCUCGGUCUUUGUCAAUCACCAAGCAAGCUUCUCGACCUCGGUUCUCCGUCUAAGAUCUCAAGUCCAAGCUUCAAUAUUUCCCAUUUCGAACUUCCUCAGGAGGACUUUUACGGCUCUGAGUUCCUGGCGGAGGAUAUCGAUGAGGGUUGGGACAUCAUGCAAGGUUUCCAGAAGAUUGGUUCUGGCACCAGCAAUGCCCCAAGUCAAAGUAUGAAGAGAUCGCCAAAGGCUGGUGGAUCGCGACCGGGGCUUCCUCGAAGCUUCACGUCUCGCUUCUAA
Cadophora gregata is the source of this 2277-nucleotide messenger RNA. RefSeq lists its product as uncharacterized. Gene Ontology annotation, biological process: regulation of transcription by RNA polymerase II. The record is from RefSeq and is a predicted model, not a curated record. Gene Ontology annotation, molecular function: RNA polymerase II cis-regulatory region sequence-specific DNA binding; DNA-binding transcription factor activity, RNA polymerase II-specific. Lineage: Eukaryota; Fungi; Ascomycota; Leotiomycetes; Helotiales; Ploettnerulaceae. The transcript has a single exon. The coding region runs from base 1 to 2277 and encodes 758 amino acids.